CUCCACUCCAGUCCACUUCAGUCCACUUCGGUCCACCCCAGUCCACUCCAGAGCAGAUCACAAUCCAAUGCCUGGUCAAUGACGCCUUUUGGCUCCCUGGAAAAACUAUUCUAUUGUUUACCCUUCCCCUGGGAUGUGUUCAAUUCUCAGAACCUGCAGUCCCUCCACGUGGUGCUACUCUUGCGCUUGUAACAUGAAGAGCACUUUUGCCUUCCACCGUGCUCAACCUUCACCAACUCUAUGUCAGUCCGUCUACAGUACAGCCAUCCUGCUGGACCGGUUGACUACAUCUUUGACUUAUUGUCAGACAGCCACAGAUCGAAAACACGCAACUGUUACUCACAACCGCAUAGCGAAUCACAAUCGGCAGUUACUCAAGAGCGUUAGCGAGUAUGAGCACAUUGGUGUAAUUCCGAGCACGACAUCCCCGUUUUUACCCUUAUCGGCAGCAGCUGCAACUCCAGCCACUUCCCAGGCCCUGUACUGUAUUGAUGUACUUGGUACUGCAUGCUGCGGAAGGCGAAACCUUAAUCACAGUAGCGGCAUGCCACUAGCAAAGUCAAUCGUCCUCGAGAGUCGAGCUGCAUUUGCUGCCCUGGGGGGCUAUAUUUCCCUAUUGUCGGGGUGUGGAGACCGCGGAGAUGUUCGCAAGGACUACUGCCGAGCCGAUCUUGUCUUUGGAUUGGUUACUGAAACGCUGACAGGCAAGGUCGAGCAAUUUGUAGACUAUACGAGCACGAUCCGUGGUUUCCUACCCUCGAGAUCUCCACCUUCGUGGAGAAAGGGUUCUUAGGGACGGCUCAGCAGUUGCUAGAGACCUUCAGCUGGUUGAGAAACAUGAAUCGCAGGUAAGCGUCUCUCUUAAUUGGAUCUCUGAAAGAAGGCCCCUAGCUCCCCGGGUUCAUUCAUUCUCGGCGCAUAGAAUACUGCAUCGUCGCUUCCAUCGAGGAAAACGGUAUACCAAAUCUUGACUUGCUAGAUGCAGAUAGGUGCAUACAUGCCAGGAUGAUUACGAAUGACCUUUUGGUUGUAGUCGCUCGAUCCAGAAACAUUUGUCGAGUU
Molecule: messenger RNA, 1062 nt
Organism: Aspergillus aculeatinus CBS 121060
Lineage: Eukaryota; Fungi; Ascomycota; Eurotiomycetes; Eurotiales; Aspergillaceae
Exons: 1
Coding region: 134-793 (219 amino acids)
Source: RefSeq, a predicted model, not a curated record